AUGGCAGCGGAUAUUAUGACGAAAAACAACGUGGGAAAUGAAGAUAUUGAAAAGUUUUUAACCAUAGCUUUAAUCGAGAACAAACAAGAGUUUGUCAAAAUGUUCACCGAAAUUACAGAUUUGCGAGAUUUCUUGACCAAAAAAAAACUUGAAGAGCUAUACAGUGACACUCUGAAAACUCAAAAGGAAAACUCCAUCGAAAAGUUCCUUCAGAAGUUUUUGAAACCAAAAGAAGGAGGAAAAAUUGGAUCGGAAAGUCUCACAAAAAAGUUUUCCGACAUUUUCAAUAUCUAUUACAAUCCAGUGCACUUCGAUGACUCAAAAAACGUUCAAGCAACCGAAAAAAGUCCAGAAAAAAGUUCAGCAAUCAAAAAAAGUCCAAUUGGCCUUGCAGAGAAAGUCACAGAAUGCGCAGAGCCAGCAAAAAGAGACUCUCAAUUUUUCCUGCGCCCGGAAAGAGAAUUGUUCGUUUACUCACUUCUGUUUGUUCGACCUGAAGCGAGCGAAUACUUCUGGGAAGACAUGACAUGCAAAACUUCUGCAGCAAUUUUUGCAGUUCUUAUUUCUAAGACAAUUUUGAAAUCUCGGGAAAUUCGAGACGACUCAAACUUGCAAAGUCGAGUAGUAAAAUUGCUUGAAAAUUACAAAUUCAAAGCUACAGGAAUUUUAAAUAUUUGUUAUGGUGAAAGCGCUGAACUGAGCCAACAAAUAUUACAGCUCAAGCAUCAGCCGUGGGGCUCUAAAUCUUGCCUCGAACUAGCAACUCAAGCUGAUUACAAGGAUUUCAUUGCGCAGAGCAGUUGUCAGACUUUAAUUCAAGAGGUGUGGCUGGGAAAGUUAAGAGAUCGCAAUUCUUUGUGGAAAAUUAUAGGAGCGUCUCUAGUUCCAUUUUUUGUCCCUUUUCUGAGCUUCAAAGGAACUGUCCCUGAUGAAGCAGAAAAAAAACAAGUCGCAAAUCAAGAGGAAAAAAGCUUUUCCCUUGCCAAAAAACUUAAAUUCUUCUACACUGCGCCUGUGAUAACUUUCACUCUGAACGUCAUCGCAACACUGCUGUUUUUGAUAUUGUUCAGCAUCGUCACCUUAGAAGAAGAAUACGUGGUUAUGUUCUGGAUGCUGACAUUAGCUCUCGAGGAAAUCCGACAAUUCAUUAUCAUAUCAGAAAACUCUACCAAAAGGCGACUGGCUGUCUUCUUUGAGAACAGAUGGAAUGCUGUCGAUAUUCUGGCACUGAUUUUGUUUGCUUCCGGAUUGGUCAUGCGCGCUAACAAUAGAUGGGAUCUGCUCAAUGUUGCGCAUGGGUUCUAUGUGGUGACUCUGAUUCUCUACUUCAUUCGCUUCACCAGUGUUUUUUCAAUGAACAUCUAUUUAGGGCCCAAAAUAGUAAUGAUUUCUAAAAUGCUUAAUGACGUGGGCCUCUUCUUCUGCAUUGCACUCGUGUACCUUGUUGCGUAUGGAAUAGCAGUGCAAUCAAUAAUUUACCCUGGUGUUACACAGCCAACUUUCAGUAUUCCUUGGGGUGUCUUUUUCCGAUCCUUCUUCGAGAUGUUAGGAGAUCCGAACUUUGAAGAAAUAGGCGCUUCACACAUCGAGAACUGCACUAAAGGUUCGGAAGCCCCAUGGCCCUUUGAAGACUGUCCCAAUGAAAAAAACACUGUCUUGGCUGUAGUGUUCAAAGCACUUUUCAUGUUGUUCACCAAUGUUCUUCUUCUCAAUCUACUAAUUGCAAUUUUCAACAACAGAUAUGACGAUGUAAACAAAGAGACUGAAAUGGAACAAACUCUCUCAGAAGUUAAUGAGAAGUGUCACAAGAUUGAAAGUAUGUUGGAGACACUAGUCAUGGAAAUGAGUAAAAGUAAUCAUUCAGCACCACUGCAGAUGUCGGAUGUGGUACUGAAACGAUAA
Messenger RNA from Symsagittifera roscoffensis, 1902 nucleotides. Its product is annotated as transient receptor potential cation channel subfamily M member 5-like. Gene Ontology annotation, molecular function: ligand-gated calcium channel activity. Gene Ontology annotation, biological process: calcium ion transmembrane transport. Bases 1 to 1902 code for a protein of 633 amino acids. Gene Ontology annotation, cellular component: plasma membrane. NCBI's taxonomy places the organism in Eukaryota, Metazoa, Xenacoelomorpha, Acoela, Convolutidae. The transcript has 7 exons. The record is from RefSeq and is a predicted model, not a curated record.